AUGGCUACUAACCUACUUGCCCACUGUGCUUAUAGACACUACUCCCUCACGGCGUCAGGGAUUUCCCCUGGGCAGGUUUUACACGAUCUAAGGGAGUUUGACACGCAUGGCCCAGCACCUACUACAACGAAAGACGACGAACCAUUUGACCCUGAUAAUCAAAAAUUCUUACGUCGGAUACAACAACGUGGUCGGGAGGCGAUGAUCGCCGAUAGUUUUGCUCGAGUCCGGCGAGAUUUCGACGCGUUUUUGGAGGAAAAAGUCAACUUAAACUGGGAUGAACAACGACAGAAGAUUUAUGAGCAUUUCGGCUUAGCUCCUAGAGGUGACACGGGAGGCGAUGAUUUAGGAGCCACUAGGCGCGAGAGCGGGGCCUUCGGGACAACCAAGGGCGUUAGGUUUGGAGGGGAUCUAGGACAGCGACCCACGGCCAGCACGAGAAGGAGCGUAUUUGGACGUUCGGCGCUUUCAAAGUCAGUCAUUGGGUCUACUACCGGUAGCGGCAAUGCUAUGCAGAUUUUCUCGCCUGGAGCAUCAAGUGCACACGCCGCAGAUACACGUUUCUUGCGAGAGAAAAUGGGUCAUUUUGCGACAAAGGUCCAACGUUUGAAUGAAACAAGGCAACAGGAGAAAGCAUUCCCAAUUCUUCAUGAGUUUGCUGAGACUGAAAAGCUUUCCGCAUCAGACGUUCCUCGCCAGCUUUUCGAAGCUUAUCAAACGUUGAUAAGCAUUACGAAUGAAGAUCCAAACAUAGUCUAUUUUGCAGAGCCAGGCGCAAUCCAGGAGCGCCAAUUUUGCACAAGACUAUUUGAAUGA
This is a messenger RNA of Uncinocarpus reesii 1704, 816 nucleotides long. RefSeq lists its product as uncharacterized. The transcript is spliced from 2 exons. NCBI's taxonomy places the organism in Eukaryota, Fungi, Ascomycota, Eurotiomycetes, Onygenales, Onygenaceae. The record is from RefSeq and is a predicted model, not a curated record. Gene Ontology annotation, cellular component: nuclear pore. Bases 1 to 816 code for a protein of 271 amino acids. Gene Ontology annotation, biological process: poly(A)+ mRNA export from nucleus; protein import into nucleus. Gene Ontology annotation, molecular function: structural constituent of nuclear pore.